Linum trigynum is the source of this 345-nucleotide messenger RNA. Lineage: Eukaryota; Viridiplantae; Streptophyta; Magnoliopsida; Malpighiales; Linaceae. The record is from the annotation of a GenBank genome assembly.
AUGCAGCCUACGUCUUCUAGUGAGGGGGAGCGGUCCUUUUUGCCUUGUCGUGAGGGGGAGGACCCUUUAGCUGAUGAGGAGCAUUUGGAUGAUAUUGGGUUGGGAAUUGGAGUUGAUGCUCCUUCCCAAGACCAUGUCCAGCUGGAGUCCACUUUGUUGCCACUCCCAUAUAGUCCUCGCCGCCUUUCUCCACGUCCACCUCAUCGGCCCCUGGUACGUCCAGCUCUGGUGAUGAUGAUGUUCAUGAUGGUAGAUUGCCCGAACCUCACAUUUCCCCUACACCUCCUUGUCGCAACCCAGCCCGAGAAAGGCGCCCUCCAUCUCGGCUCGAUGAAUACGAGGUAG